GCAGCGCUGUGCUCCAGGAGCUCCUGUGCUGCCGCUGCUGUUGUGCCACGGCCGGCUGCUCCCAGCGGGACGAGUCCCUCGUCUGACCCACGGCUUCCUCCUCCCAUCCUCUGCCUGUGGGGCGCGGAGCUGGGAGCAAAUGAGAGCCCCGUGAUCCCCAUCCAGCCCAGCUGGGCGAUGGAGACCCAGAGGUCCCGGUUUGGGGAUGGGGGCCCGUAGGUCCCAGCUGGGAGGUGGGGAUUCGUGCAUCCCGAUUUGGAGGCGGGCGCAGGGCGCGGAUCUGAGCCCAUCCCGCUCAGCCGGGCAAUGAAGACCCAUAGAUCCCAUCCCAGUUCGGAGAUGAGGACCCAUAGAUUCCAGAUGAGGGAUGUGGACCCAGAGAUCCCAGCUUGGAGAUGACGACCCAUAGAUCUUGGCCCAUCCGAGCUGGGAGCCGGGCCCCAUAGAUCAGAUCCCAUCCCGUUACAGCUGGGAGAUGGGCCCCCCCAGCUCACGCUUCGGGGCGAGGAGCUUUGCUGUGUGGCGCCCCUCACUGUGCUGUGGGGCAGCGCUGGGAUGCAGCCCCUGCUCCACUGUGGCUGCCGAGCUGUGCCCCACACCUCGUCCUGUGCCCCACACCUCGUCCUGUGCCCCACACCUCGUCCUGUGCCCCACACUUCAUCCUGUGCCCCACACCUCAUCCUGUGCCCCACACCUUAUCCUGUGCCCCACACCUCAUCCUGUGCCCCACACCUCAUCCUGUGCCCCACACCUCGUCCUGUGCCCCACACUUCAUCCUGUGCCCCACACCUCAUCCUGUGCCCCACACCUCAUCCUAUGCCCCACACCUCGUCCUGUGCCCCACACCGUUCUGUGCCCCACGCCUCAUUUCGUGCCCGCGCAGCUCCUGGGGCAGCUGGAGAACACGGGGCCGCCCCCGGCCGACAAAGAGAAGAUCUCCUCCCUGCCGACGGUGGCGGUGACUCAGGAUCAAGUCGACACGGGGUUGGAGUGCCCGGUGUGCAAGGAGGACUACGCGGUGGCCGAGCAGGUGCGGCAGCUGCCGUGCAACCACUUCUUCCACGGCGGCUGCAUCGUGCCCUGGCUGGAGCUGCACGACACGUGCCCGGUGUGCAGGAAGAGCCUGAGCGGCGAGGAUUCCUCGCGGCACUCGCACGGCCCCGCGCCGGGCGGCGGCUCCGGCGGCGACAGCCAGAGCCGGGAGCGGUGGACGUUCUGACGCUCCGCCCGCUGCCGCCCGGCGGCUCCGGCGGAGUCGCGCCGUCCGAUCCCCGAGCCGCCCGUCCGGCGGCCCCGGGCGCGUCGCGGCUCGGCGAGCGGCGCCUCCGCUCCGGAACACGGAACGUCCGGGCGCCGCGGGCGGCUCCGAACCCCGUGACGGGGCGGGCGGAGCUCCGCGGGGCGGGGGGGAGCCGCGGCCGCGUUCCGUGGGCGAAGGGACGGAGCGGCUCCGGGCGGGGGGCGGCGGGCGCGGCGGCGCUGUGCCGCGGCUCCCUUCCCCGCUCCCUUCCUGCUCCGCGGCUCCAUCCGCGCCCCGGGUCUGUCUGCGCUCUUUGGGUCCAUCCGUGUCCGAGGGUCCGUCUUGUCCCCGGGUCCGUCUGUCUCCGGGUCCAUUCACGUCCCCGGGUCCGUCGGCGCCCUUCGGGUCCAUCCGCGUCCCCGGGUCCGUCCGUGGCCUUGGGUCUGUCCGCGCCCCCACGUCUGUCCCCGUCCCUGGCUCAGCUCGGUGCCCAUCCACGCCCCCCGGUCUCUCCGUGUCUCCCCCUCCGUCCCCCCGCGGAGCAUCGCAGCCCCCAGGCGCUGCGCAUCCCGGACCGCCCAGACGGCGCAGAGCCGCGGAAGAGCCGCUCGUUGCUCCGCUCUCUGUCCUUUUAUUUCGGCGCUUCCGUCGCAUCCCGGCCCAAAGGAAGCCCCGUUUGUACGGCCCCGACGGGUCCCCGCGCCGACGGUUUGCGAUGAUGUCCAAUAAAGGCCUUUCUAACGA
Messenger RNA from Tympanuchus pallidicinctus (lesser prairie-chicken), 1984 nucleotides. It is a transcript of the gene RNF115, whose product is annotated as ring finger protein 115. Gene Ontology annotation, molecular function: ubiquitin protein ligase activity. The coding region runs from base 476 to 1219 and encodes 247 amino acids. Gene Ontology annotation, biological process: ubiquitin-dependent protein catabolic process; protein ubiquitination; positive regulation of DNA-templated transcription. Gene Ontology annotation, cellular component: cytoplasm; nucleoplasm. The record is from RefSeq and is a predicted model, not a curated record. The transcript is spliced from 4 exons. NCBI's taxonomy places the organism in Eukaryota, Metazoa, Chordata, Aves, Galliformes, Phasianidae.